AUGGGCAACGAAGAGCCACUAGAAGUUCCAGAGAAUGAAGCCAUCCGUAAGACUGCGGCCGUCAGCACGACUGAAGAGGAAACUAGCGCCGCCGAGCCACGCUACUUUGCAAACAAACCCAAGGUGGUGCAAGCACAGGACAAGAGCACCGCGGCCCUAGACGUGGAACCAGUGACUAGCGCCGACUCGGAGAGACCCAUGAACGACAGGACGACACACACCCAGCCAGCGAGUACUACGCGUCCUUCCCUGCGCGGUGCCCUCGUGUGCACGGUGGGCACGAAGCUUAAUCGGAGCUUGGCCCUGCCCGAGGACGGCCUGUGCGACUUCACCUUCUUCGACUCUCUGCAGCGUGGCGGCGUGAACGAACUGGCCGGACCGUUCGAGGAGAACUUCCGCCACUUUGCUGAGCACGCCGCCCGGCACUCGAUCACCGAGUACGGUGCCGGGUUCGACUACCAUGCAUCUGAGGAAAUGGACGAGAUUCUGUCUGACCCGGCGGCAAAGGGCCACCUCACGAGCCUCUGGGACCAAAGAAUAUUUCAUUUCGGAUACCUGAACACCCCGUAUGCUGAUUUUUCUCAUGAUAAGUUCACGCAGCUGAUGGAAAUCCUGAAGACCGUGUCCUCGCUCAUGCGAGAUAAGAGCACCGCAGAGCGUCCCUCUUUCACCAUCUUGGUGGCUGCCAUGCACAGUGACCUCUGGAUCAAGCACGCCACGCAUGUCUUCAGGGAUACGUUCCAGCCGGACGCGGUGGUCUUGGUGGGCCACUUGCCCAGCCGAAGGAGCGAGUCGGAGAGCUGCGAGAUACUGCCACCCACGACGCUGGUGCACUUUGCCCGACGCGCUUCUCCCAGUUUGAGGGACGCGCACGAGACUGUUCGCAAGCUGGACUCGAGAGGCAUCAGAGCUGCACUGUUCGUGUCCUUGGCCAUGUUCGGACGUUGGUACAAGCCGCGCUACCAGAACCCGGAGUCGAGAACCCGAAGCGAAUCGCGGCGUGCUUUCGAUUUCCUGCAGAAAUGCAGACACGACUCUGGCGACGUGCUAGGAAGCCACGUCCAGGUGUGCCGUGACUCGAGCUACACCAUCGCCCACCACAAGGAGGAACCUCAGGGUGCCGUGGCCUACAACCAGGCGGCAGGAAUACUGCUGGCGUACGACAGCCCCGAAUCUCUGAAGCAGAAGUUGUGCGUCGCCAGGAGCAAUGUGACAGCGGUGAAGUACGGAUUCGCUGCCUUCAACGUGGAAUACGAGGACGGAACGAACCGCUGCGGCGAAGGAGCCUUCUCCCGACUUCGAGCACUCAGAGAUCUUCUGAACGCCUUCGGUCGCAACGGUACACCCGAGGAGGCCGAGGACUGCUCCGCGCACGCAGAACGCGUGACACCUGGCAAGAGGAUGGCCCGAUAAAUAUAAAACUUGAGAUACACUUGUUUUCAU
Molecule: messenger RNA, 1443 nt
Organism: Rhipicephalus sanguineus (brown dog tick)
Lineage: Eukaryota; Metazoa; Arthropoda; Arachnida; Ixodida; Ixodidae
Exons: 10
Coding region: 1-1413 (470 amino acids)
Source: RefSeq, a predicted model, not a curated record